Messenger RNA from Closterium sp. Yama58-4, 3750 nucleotides. The record is from the annotation of a GenBank genome assembly. Lineage: Eukaryota; Viridiplantae; Streptophyta; Zygnematophyceae; Desmidiales; Closteriaceae.
GUGAACCCAGCGGACACAGUAAUGGAUUUGAAGCAGUUUCUGGCCGACGCGCCCGAGACGUGCUUCUAUACCGCGUACGACCUUAUCCUCACGAAGCCGGAUGGAUUGCGUUACCACCUGAUGGAUUACGUGGAGAUCGGGGAGGUUGCUGACGUGGCAGCGGGCGGGUGCCUGCUGGAGAUGUUCAACACGUUCUACGACGACCGCGCGGUGCGGCUGCACGUGCGUAAAACGAGGGAGCUUAUAUCGAUGGCCGGGUCGUACUCUAGCGCGUCUACGGCCAUGGCGGCGGAAUAUGAGCUAGUUAAGGGGCUGGCUACGGAGCGCGAGCUUGGAGGGGAUGAGAAGGAGGAGGGCGAGGGGAAGGAGGGCGAGGGGGAGAAGGGGGAGAAGGACGGGGAGAAGGAGGGGGAGGAGGGCGGGGAGUGGAAGAAGAGCGGGAAGGGGAAGAAGGGGAAGGGGCGGCGGAGCAAGGAGGAGGAGGCGAAGGAGAAGGAGCGGCGGGAGAAGGAGAAGGAGCGGGAGCGCAAGGCGAAGCUUCCGAGCAGCAAGGCGCGCGUGGAGGAGAUCGCGUCGCUGGAGCAGGGCGUGGGGCUGGGCGAUGAUCCCAAGGGCGUGCUCGCGAAAGUCAUGGUGAAAGGCGGCGCGGACGAGGACGCCGCGCCUGUGUGUGUGGAGAGCAUCGCCUUCUCUUCUUUCAACCCUGUCCCCGGCCCCAGGAGGCUCCAAGGCGACCUCGUGUACCUGGAGGUGGUGACAGCAGAAGGCAAGCUCUUCUGUGUGACGGCACACACGAGGGGCUUCUUUGUCAACCGCAGUGGCAGCGGCCGCAAGCUGGACCCGCGCCCUGCUGAACCCAAGAUGGACGCGUCCACUCUCAUUGGGCUGCUGCGGCAGAUCAGCCCUCUCUUUUCUAAAGCCUUUGCUGAGGUGAUUGAGCGCAAGGCCAACCGCCACCCGUUCGAGAACAUGCUGGCGCCGCUGCCACCCAACGACUGGGCGGCGAAGCCCAUCUGGGGCGGCGCGGACGGCACGGGGCCGCUACAGUACACGCGUGACGUGGCGCGAUCCGAAGACGCUCUAAUGGCCCCCUUUGGGAUUGAUUUCAGUGGGGUUCUGAGGGAUUGGAACGAGGAGCUCCAGAGCUGCAGGGAGUUACCGCGUAACUCGUUACAAGACCGGAUUCUCCGCGACCGGGCCUUGUACCGAGUCAGCUGCGAGUUUGCUGACUCAGCGGUUCGCGGCGCGAAGGCUGUGAUUGGCCGGUCGAUUCCGCCUAUCAACCCCCACGAUGCGGACAGGUUCCAUAUGUAUGUUCAUAAUAAUAUCUUCUUUUCGUUGGCUGUUGACGGGGAUUUUGCGGCACUGCAGCAGAUUCGAGAGGCUGAGCUGAAGCAGCAGGCGGAGGCGGAGGCUGCUAAGAAGGGGAAGGGGGAGGGCGGGGAGAAGAAGGAAGGGGGAGAGGAGGGGAAGGAGGAGGGGAAGGAGGAGGAGAAGAAGGGGGAGAGUAAGGAUGAGAAGAAGGAGAAGAGGGACAAGAAGAAGAAGGAGAAGAAGGAUAAGAAGGAGAAGGAGAAGAAAGAGCAGGAGGCGGCUGAGGAGAAAAAGGCGGAGGAGGCGAAAACAGAGGAGGGAGAUAAAAAGGAAGAGGAGAGGAAGGAAGGAGAGAAGGAAGGGGAGAAGAAGGAAGGGGAGACAAAGGAAGGGGAGAAGAAGGAAGGGGAGAAGGAAGGGGAGAAGAAGGAAGGCGAGGAGGACACAGCAACAGCAGCAGCGGCGCCCGUGACGGAGGCAGAGCAGGCGACGUAUGCAUCGUCCAACAACGACCUCAAGGGCACCAUGGCCGUCAACAACGCUGACAUCCCCGGACUCUACUCGCUUGCCAUGGCCAUCGUGGACUAUCGCGGGCACCGAGUCAUUGCUCAGAGCAUCAUCCCGGGCAUCCUUUAUGGUGAUCGCACCACGCAGAUGCUGUACGGGUCGGUGGACACGGGCAAGACCAUCAAGUGGAGCGACUCCUUCCACCCCAAGGUGGCGGAGCUGGGCAAGGCGAUGCACCUUAAGGAGCACAAGGUGACGGACGGGGAGGGCAAGGAGGCGACGCUGUGCUCGCCUGUGGAGACCAAGGGCAUUCUCGGCAGCGAUGACAGGAAGUACCUUUUGGAUCUGAUCCGCCUCACUCCCCGCGACGCCAAUUUCACCGCCACCACCACCACCACCACCACUGGCACCGACACCAACACCACUACCAACGCUGCCAACGCGGCCAAUGCAGCCAACCGCCUGGCGAUUCUGCGUCCCGAGCUGGUGGAGAAGUUCUGCCGGGAGGAGCAGGUGGAGCGGUGGAUGGCUCAGCAGGGCGUGAGCGAGCGGCCAAGCGCAGAGGAGGUGGAGGAGCUGAGGGAGAAGGGCGAACUGCCUGACGUGCUGUUCAACCCAAACGCACUCACUGAGUUCAAACUGGCUGAUGAUCCCAAGGAGGUGGAGGAGGACGAGGCAUUGGUGCGCAAGGCGGGCAAGUACCUGAUUGAGACGGCGCUGCCAGCGCUGGUGGCGGAUAUCAAGAGCAGCGAGGGAUGGCCCAUGGAUGGGCGCGCGCUCGCCAGCACCAUGCACGCCCACGGCGUCAACCUGCGCUACCUGGGGCGGGUGGCAAAAGAAGUGGCUGACGUGGAGCAGGUGUAUUGGCUGUGCGUGGCGGAGAUGGUAGUACGAGCAACCAAGCACGUGCUCAAGGCUGUUCUCCGUGAGACGCUCGAGCAGGACUACAAGUACCAGUUUGAGAUCCCUCCUGAGACGCGUAAGAUGGUUCGCAGCCUUGCCACCCUCCGAAACAUCUGCCUCAAGAUGGGCAUCGUCUUGGCUGCAAGGGAUUAUAACCUUGAAUGCGACGUACCCAUCGCGAUCGCAGACGUGUGCGACCUGCUGCCGCUGGUCAAGUUCGCCUCACCCGCCUGCAGCGACGCACAGAAGCUGCUGGAGAAGGGCAAGAGCCUCGUGCACAAGGUCGGCCUGCCUCUGCGCCCGCGUUUCUCCGCGGCCCCUCAGAGCGGGCAGUGGCUGCGGGAGCACGAGACGACUCUGAAUUCCGCGUUUGAGAUUCUCAGCGAGGCCUACCAGAUCCUGCAGCAGGUGUGCGGGCCACUUCAUCUGGACGUUGCAGCAUGCUGCAGGUACCUGGCUCUCAUCUUCUAUCAUGCAGGCGAGACAGGAAAUGCCAUCCUGCAGCAGCACCGCGAGCUGAUCAUCAACGAGCGCGUUGUGGGCACGGAUCACCCCGACACCGUGCAUAGCUACGGCAACAUGGCGCUGUAUUUCCAUGCCAUGGGCGAGUCAGAGCUCGCUCUGCGCCACUUCAAGCGCACGCUGCAGCUGCUCUCGCUCUCUGCAGGCAACGACCACCCCGAAGUGGCUUCUCUCUUUGUCAACAUCGCCCUCACGUACCAGGACAUGGGCAAGCUACAGAACGCCAUGAAGUACCUGCAGGAGGCAGUGCGGGUCAGUGAGAAGCUGCUGGGGGAGAAUCACGUGCAGGUGGCCGUGUGUCACCACGCGCUCGCCUUGGCCUUCUCUUCUAUGGGGGCCUUCAAGCUCGCGCUACAGUCAGUGAGUGAGAAGCUGCUGGGCGAGAAUCACGUGCAGGUGGCCGUGUGUCACCACGCGCUCGCGCUGGCGUUUCCCUCCAUGGGGGCGUUCAAGCUCGCGCUACAGGUGAGCUCAAGCUGCCUCUCCAGGUGUGUUAGGUCGUGA